UUAAAAUAACAACUGUCCUUCAUCCAUGAAGAACCUGAUUGAGCCAUUAUCCAGUGGAAGGACUCUUGAUCUCGCAAACUUGAGAGCUGAACUGCAUCUACUGACAUGAACGGCUUCAUAGUUACCUGAUGACUGUAUAACCUGUAUCAUCUGUAUGAUUUUGGUAGCAUAUCUGGUUACUUCUCAUUAUCUGACCCAGAGAGAGCAUGUAGAUUUUAAAUAGGAGGGAGGUGCUCCAAGAUGGACCCUUGGGGAACCCCGCAUGUGACUGAUGUGAACUAUGAUGUAAAAUGACCGACUGACACAAAGAAGUUCCUGUCCUUUAAGACUCAAACCAGUCGCGUCAAUGUCAGUAGUUUCAAAUGCUGCGCUGAGGACCAAAAAUACCAGAACCGUGGUUCUUCUACAACCUGCAUCCAUGACUGACUGACUGACUGACUGACUGACCUGACUGAAAGACGUCAAAGCAACUGGUCAUUGUUAAGAAGGUAUUUAACUGUUGAAAUGCAGCUUCUUCAAUAACCUUAUUGAUGAAUGGAUGACUGGUCUGUAAUUCUGCAUUAGCAACUUGUCCAGAUUGUCCUUUUCCUACAAUCAAUCAAUCAAAUUUUAUUUGUAUAGCACAUUUCAGCAGCAAGGCAUUUCAAAGUGCAACAGUAGUUUGAUAAUUGCUACUUUUAAGGUGUGGACUAGAGGAAAACACGUGGGAACCACAUUAAUUUACAUAUUUUAUCUCUGUUAGGAUCUGGGGUUGUUUAAGUUUGGUUUUGGGUUUUGUCAUAUUUUGUGUUCCUCAGUCAGAAAUCAGCCCAGUUCCUUUGUUCCAACGUUCAACCUCCCAGUAUUUAAGCGCCUUAUCUCAGUCACUCCUCGCUGCAUCAUCUGGUCUACUCCCAUCACUUCCCCGUUGUGCUCAGUGGGAGGUUUUUUGUUUCUCCCUGUUGGUUUCUUCCACUUGGAUUUUGAUUUAUUUUUUUCCCCUGCCCUCACUACCUGUGAUCUUUGUAAGUUUUUAUUUGGUGUUGUUGAUGUUGUUUUUUUCCCAUUAAACAUUGGAAUUUAUUUACCAUCUCUGUGUUCAACACAUCAUGGCAAUCUCUCUGAAAUGUUUCGGGUUUUGUCAAGUGAUUUCCAAGACGGUGUUUUUCAACCCGGGUCCUCAAGGCGCACUGCCCUGCAUGUUUUAGAUGUUUCCUUGCUUCAGCACACAUGAUUUCAACUGAUGGCUGAUGAACAGACCUCUGCCGAAUUGCAAUCAUCCGAAUUGGAAACAUGUAAAACAUGCAGGUAAAUGUGCCUUGAGGACCAGAGUUGGGGAAACGCUGUUCUAAGACACUUGAUUUUACAUAAAUUCAAAAAAAAAAAAGUAAUAAUAAAAAAAAUUGUCCCAGUUCUUAAACAUUCCCCGAAUAAAAGUGACAUACAGUUAUAUGCAACUUUUUUUUUUUUUGGUGUAGGUUACAUUUGCUACUUGCCGUAUGCAAUUAAGUGUUUCCAUAAAACUUUAAAACUAUCAAACAUUAUUCCGUUGAAACGAAGCAGAAAGCUUUUACUGCGAAAAUAAAUCAGUUUCGAUUCCGGUCUGCUGCUGCUGCUGUCUAAAACCGGUCCCUCUUUUGACUGAGCUGGAUCAUCAGGUGGUCGCUGGCUGACUGGCCGAGCUGAUCCCAGAACAGGGUUUUUCAGCACCGCGGUCAGCUCCGAGCCCUGCCUCUUUCCUCCUGCAGGCAGCGGAGCAUCAACGCAUCAGCGCUUCCUCCAUCUGCGACCCCUCCCCUUUUAAAUGUGCUCUCCUGAUAAAUCCUUCUUAUCUGUCACACACACUACUGGAGUUACAAGGCUUUGGACAUCGCGCAACCAAGAAGACUCAACAGUAUUUCCGGGUUUUCUUGUUUUUCUUCUUCUUCUUUUUUCUAGCUGAGAUCGGCUGCAGAUUUCCCCCCCCUCCACCAGCAGCCCGUGGCGUUAAUCAGGCACCGUUUGUGCCUCUUUCCUCCUGUGGCUCCAAUUAAUGCAGUUUUAUUUAGCCUAACAGUAGUUUAUUUUAGACUCCAGCAGCAUGUUGGAUCCGUCUUCCAGUGAGGAAGAAGGGGACGAGGUGGUCGAGGUGGAGCGCAAAGAGGUGGCCGCCUCGAAGAGCCUCGGAGGAGCCCGACGGCCACCGGGCCGAGCCGCCGACGAUCAUGGCGGCGGAGGGCUUCAGCCCCGGGGCCGCGGCAGCGACGGUGGCCGACCCUCCAGCCCCAGCCCUUCGGUGGGCAGCGACAAGGAAAAGGAGGACCUGGAGAAGAUGCAGAGGGAGGAGGAGGAGAAGAAAAAGCGGCUCCAGCUGUAUGUGUUUGUGAUGCGCUGCAUUGCUUAUCCGUUCAACGCAAAGCAGCCCACCGACAUGGCCAGGAGGCAGCAAAAGAUCAGCAAGCUGCAGCUUCAGACCGUCAAAGAUCGCUUUCAGGCAUUCCUCGGUGGAGACACUCAGAUUGUGGCUGAUGAGGCUUUCAUCAACGCUGUUCAGAGCUACUAUGAGAUCUUCCUGAAAAGUGACCGCGUGUCCCGGAUGGUGCAGAGCGGCGGUUUUUCGGCUAGCGACUCUCGCGAGGUUUUUAAGAAGCACAUCGAAAAGCGCGUGCGCAGUCUGCCCGAGAUCGACGGCCUGAGCAAAGAGACCGUGCUGAGCUCGUGGAUAGCCAAGUUCGACACCAUCUACCGAGGGGAAGAAGACCCCCGGAAGCACCAGCAGAGGAUGACUGCCAGCGCUGCCUCCGAGCUCAUCCUCAGCAAGGACCAGCUGUAUGAAAUGUUCCAGCAGAUCCUGGGGAUCAAGAAGUUUGAGCACCAGCUGCUCUACAAUGCCUGUCAGCUGGACAAUCUUGAUGAGCAGGCGGCUCAGAUCAGAAGGGAACUGGAUGGACGGCUGCAGAUGGCGGAUCAGAUCGCUCGGCUCGGAGGAAGGUUUCCCAGGUUAAUUUCCAGAGAGAUGGAGGCCAUGUUCAUCGAGGAGCUGCGCUCGUCUGUCAACCUGCUGAUGGCAAACCUGGAGAGCAUGCCGGUCUCCAAGGGCGGCGAGUUCAAGCUGCAGAAGCUGAAACGAGGACACAACACCUCCAUUAUGGACAUGGGUCAGGAGGAUGAAAAUCUGCUGUCCAAGUCAGACGUGGUCCUCUCAUUCACUCUGGAGGUGGUGAUAAUGGAGGUUCAGGGUCUGAAGUCUUUGGCUUCAAACAGAAUAGUUUACUGCACCAUGGAGGUGGAAGGAGGACACAAGCUGCAGACGGACCAAGCUGAAGCCUCCAAACCAAUCUGGGGAACCCAAGGUGACUUCACCACCACCCAGCCUCUACCUGCUGUGAAGGUGAAGCUGUUCACUGAGAGCACAGGCGUGCUGGCUUUGGAGGACAAGGAGCUCGGAAGGGUUGUGCUUCACCCGACUCCCAACAGUCCCAAACAGUGUGAGCUCCACAAGAUGGCAGUGACUAAAGGCUGCCCAGAUGAGCUCAAGAUAAAACUAGCCAUCCGCAUGGACAAGCCACAGAACAUGAAGCAUUGUGGGUAUCUUUGGGCCAUUGGCAAAAAUGUGUGGAAAAGAUGGAAGAAGAGAUUCUUUGUCUUGGUACAGGUGAGCCAGUACACUUUUGCGAUGUGCAGCUAUAGAGAGAAGAAGGCUGAGCCGGUGGAGCUUCUGCAGCUGGACGGCUACACUGUGGACUACACCGACCCUCAGCCAGGUCUGGAAGGCGGCCGGACGUUCUUCAACGCUGUGAAAGAGGGCGACACUGUGAUAUUUGCCAGCGACGACGAGCAGGACCGCAUCUUAUGGGUGCAGGCCAUGUACAGGGCCACCGGUCAGUCCCACAAGCCGGUGCCCCCUACCCAGGUCCAGAAGCUGAAUUCCAGGGGCGGCACUGCCCCGCAACUCGAUGCGCCCAUCUCCCAGUUCUACGCUGACCGAGCCCAAAAGCACGGCAUGGAUGAGUUCAUCUCGGCCAACCCGUGUAACUUUGACCACGCCUCCCUGUUUGAGUUAGUGCAACGCCUCACCUUGGACCACAGACUAAAUGACUCCUACUCCUGCCUGGGUUGGUUCAGUCCCGGCCAGGUGUUUGUCUUGGAUGAAUAUUGUGCCCGCUACGGCGUCAGAGGCUGCCAUCGGCACUUAUGUUACCUUAGUGAUCUGCUGGAGAGGGCCGAGAAUGGAGCCAUGAUUGACCCCACGCUGCUUCACUACAGCUAUGCUUUCUGUGCCUCCCACGUACAUGGAAACAGACCCGAUGGGAUCGGCACAGUGACUGUGGAGGAAAAGGAGCGUUUUGAAGAAAUCAAAGAGAGACUACGAGUGCUUCUGGAGAACCAGAUUACACAUUUCAGAUACUGUUUUCCAUUUGGACGACCAGAGGGAGCACUAAAAGCAACUCUGUCCUUGCUUGAAAGGGUUCUGAUGAAAGAUGUUGUGACACCGGUCCCACAAGAAGAUGUCAAGGCUGUGAUCAGGAAGUGUCUGGAACAGGCCGCCAUAGUCAACUACCAACGCCUGUCAGAGUAUGCAAAACUGGAAGGGAAAAAAAGAGAGAUGUAUGAGCAUCCUGUCUUCUGCUUGGCGUCUCAAGUGAUGGAUUUAACUAUUCAAAACGUAGGCCGUUUAGUCACCCCUGCCAAAAAGCUGGAGGACACUAUCCGUUUGUCUGAGCUGGUUAUCGAGGUGCUUCAGCAGAAUGAGGAACACCAUGCUGAGGGAAAAGAGGCCUUUGCGUGGUGGUCGGACCUGAUGGUGGAGCAUGCCGAGACCUUCCUGUGUCUUUACUCGGCCGACAUGGAUGCAGCCCUUGAAAUCCAGCCGCCUGACAGCUGGGACAGUUUCCCGCUUUUCCAGCUGCUCAACGACUUCCUGAGAGUGGAUUACAACCUGUGCAACGGGAAGUUCCAUAAACACCUCCAGGACCUGUACGCCCCUCUGGUGGUGCGAUACGUGGACCUGAUGGAGUCGUCCAUCGCUCAGUCCAUCCACAGAGGCUUUGAAAGAGAGUGCUGGGAACCAGUAAACAACGGUUCAGCAACUUCGGAGGACCUGUUCUGGAAGCUGGACGCUCUGCAGACGUUCAUCAGAGAUCUCCACUGGCCGGAAGAAGAGUUCGGCAAGCACCUAGAAACCAGACUGAAGCUGAUGUCCAGUGACAUGAUAGAAUCUUGUAUAAAACGGACCCGGACAGCAUUUGAGGCCAAGCUGCAGAGAAGCUGCCGGACCACAGAUUUCCGCGUGCCUCAGUCCAUCUGCACCAUGUUUAAUGUCAUGGUGGACGCCAAGUCCCAGUCAGCCAAACUGUGUGUUGUGGACCUCGGUCAGGAGAGACAAUACCACUCCCAAAUCGACCAUCUGAUUGAGGAGACGGUGAAGGAGAUGAUUACUCUUUUGGUUGCAAAGUUUGUGGUCAUUCUAGAGAGUGUGUUAUCUAAACUCUCUAGAUAUGAUGAAGGAACCCUCUUCUCUUCCUUCUUAUCUUUCACAGUAAAAGCUGCCUCAAAGUAUGUGGAUGUACCUAAGCCAGGGAUGGAUGUUGCAGACUGCUACGUUACCUUUGUUCGUCAUUCCCAGGACAUGCUGCGAGAGAAGGUCAAUGAGGAGAUUUACGUCGAGAGACUUUUUGACCAAUGGUACACCAGCAGUAUGAAUCUUAUUGGAACAUGGCUGACUGACCGUAUGGACCUGCAGCUGCAUGUCUACCAACUGAAGAUACUCAUCAGGAUUGUCAAAAAAAAGUACCGUGAUUUCCGUCUCCAAGGAGUUCUGGACUCAACAUUGAACUGUAAGAUGUAUGAGACCGUAAGAAAUCGGCUGACCUUAGAAGAAGCUACCGCUUCGGUGAGGGAAGGAGGGAUGCAAGGCAUUACAAUGAGGGACAGCGAUGAAGAUGAUAAUGAUAACUAGAUCAAAGAUCUGGUUGCUACCACAAUGUCAAAAUGGGUGUACGAUGUGGCUUCCACGCCUUGUGUUGGAUUAUUGUAAGUGAAGUUUUUGCCAGUAGUUUCCUUCUAUCAGCUGUUUUCUAACGAUGUUCUUCUUGAGCUUUGCGUCAUCCUGUGUAAAAGUACUGCAUGUAGCUGGUGUCCACUCCUCAAAGUGCUUUUGCUUCAUGUGUGAAGUCACUGGAAACUUCUGUUUUGCCUUCUCGAAGUGCCCAUUAUUUCUGAGAACAUUUCAAUAAAAGGUAAAUAAAAUGUGGAAACGGC
Messenger RNA from Xiphophorus hellerii (green swordtail), 6219 nucleotides. It is a transcript of the gene cadpsa, whose product is annotated as Ca2+-dependent activator protein for secretion a. The record is from RefSeq and is a predicted model, not a curated record. Gene Ontology annotation, cellular component: glutamatergic synapse. Gene Ontology annotation, biological process: positive regulation of exocytosis; synaptic vesicle exocytosis; dense core granule exocytosis. The coding region runs from base 2060 to 5917 and encodes 1285 amino acids. NCBI's taxonomy places the organism in Eukaryota, Metazoa, Chordata, Actinopteri, Cyprinodontiformes, Poeciliidae. The transcript has 30 exons.